Messenger RNA from Rhizophagus irregularis DAOM 181602=DAOM 197198, 840 nucleotides. RefSeq lists its product as uncharacterized. NCBI's taxonomy places the organism in Eukaryota, Fungi, Glomeromycota, Glomeromycetes, Glomerales, Glomeraceae. The record is from RefSeq and is a predicted model, not a curated record.
AUCGAACUAAACAUUCGGUUAAUUUUAACGAAACAAAUAAUAUUUAUAAUAUUUAUCAUUAAUUUUUUCCCUUUAUUUUUUUUUUAAAAAAAAAAACUAAAUUUAAAAAUGAAUUACUUUACAAUUUUAAGCAUCUUUAUUCUUUUAUCUCUCAUUAAUAUUUCAUCCGCUCUUCCAAAUGGUAAUGGAUCAUUAACUAAGCUUAAAAAACGAAAUGAUUGUAGUUGUUCUUUCGCCAUUGCGGAUUUCAAAUCUGGUUCAGCAAGAGGUAUCGUAACCUUUUCGCAAGACGAGUCUGGUCACACCGAGGUCGCAGGGAUCUUUAGCAAAGGUCUCAGUGAUGAUAGCGCAUCAUACGGAUUUAGAAUUGUUGAUGAGUGCAGGAAUGUACUCUUCGAUCUCACGGACGGAUUGAAUAUACAACCAGAUAGUGAUGGUGAUGGUAGCAAAUCUUUUAGACAUAAAUUUACAGAAUUUGAUGUUGACUGUACUAGCAAUGGUAUCCUCACCAAAAAAGUUCACAGUAGUAAACGUAAUAAUGAUAGUAAUUGUCAUAACAACAAACUUAGGAAACGUCUUCCUAAUGGUGGAGAAUUAACUAUAAAUGGUGAAGGGGCCAGUUAUGCUGGAUUAACUAAAUAAUUAUAUUAAAAAUUAAAAAUAUAAUUUCAAUUUUUAGUAGUUUUAUUAUAUAUUUUUUGUUCACUUUAUGUUAAAUGAAUAGGUAGAAUAAUUCUGCACAAAUUUUAAUUUAGUUUUAUUUUAGAUACUAAGUUUAGUAAUAAAUUGUAAAAUUUGUCUCAAAAAUAAUAAAAAUUUUCUCAAUAUUUCUAUAAUUUU